Messenger RNA from Drosophila serrata, 5987 nucleotides. It is a transcript of the gene RhoGAPp190, whose product is annotated as Rho GTPase-activating protein 190. The record is from RefSeq and is a predicted model, not a curated record. Gene Ontology annotation, cellular component: cytosol. NCBI's taxonomy places the organism in Eukaryota, Metazoa, Arthropoda, Insecta, Diptera, Drosophilidae. Gene Ontology annotation, biological process: regulation of axonogenesis; Rho protein signal transduction; regulation of cell size. Gene Ontology annotation, molecular function: GTP binding; GTPase activity; GTPase activator activity.
GCGAACGAGUGAGAGUUUCUGCUGCUCUGCCGAAGUUGGCCAAGAAAAAUAAUUAAAGCAAAUACGAAUGGAAUUUGUUGAUAUUGAUAUCGUCUUGUUGAUGCUGCACUAGCUACCGGCUGGCAGCGAGAGGAAUAUAAUUGAAGAAAACUACUCCGCCUGCUGAAAUUGAACAGCACACGCGAGUCUUCUUUGUGCGCAACUGCAGGUACGUCAAGAUGCGUCAGUUUAACAUAUCGGUCAUUGGACUAUCCGGGACCGAAAAGGACCGCGGCCAGGUGGGCGUGGGCAAGUCAUGUUUGUGCAACAGAUUUAUGCGGCCAAUGGCCGACGACUACUUCAUCGAUCACAUAUCAGUGCUCAGCCAGAGCGACUUCAGCGGCCGGAUCGUAAACAAUGAUCACUUCCUCUAUUGGGGUGAUGUCCGCAAGACGACGGACGAGGGCGUGGAGUACCAGUUCAAUAUUAUUGAGCAGACCGAGUUCAUGGACGACUCCACCUUUCAGGCCUUUAAGGUGGGCAAGAUGGAUCCAUACUCGAAGCGCUGCACCGCCACCAAGGUCUUCUCCGCGGAGAAACUAAUGUAUAUAUGCAAGAAUCAGUUGGGCAUCGAGAAGGAGUACGAGCAAAAGGUGAUGCCCGAUGGCCGACUUAGUAUCGAUGGCUUUGUGGUUGUCUUCGACGUCAGUCCCGUCCCCAAUCGCAGUGUGGAGAAGCAGGUGGAGUUUGUGCAGAAUGUCAUUGCCAGCAUCCUCAAGAACAAGAAGCCCCUGGUGCUGGUGACCACAAAGAAUGACGAUGCCUACGAGCUGUAUGUUCGUGAGGCGGAGAAGAUUAGCCAGCGGAAGGACUACAAGAGCACCGUGCAACUCAUAGAGACGUCGGCCCAUGAGAGCAUCAACAUCGAUCUGGCCUUCCUCCUGCUCGCCCAGAUGAUUGACAAGGUUAAGAACCGGGUUAAGAUCAUCUCCUAUCAGGAAUCGGCCAAGUCACGCAAGGAACUGCUUGACACACGUUCCGAGGCGGUGACGCGACUGAUCCGCAAUCAGAUCACCGACUACCAUGUGCUCUGGUCGCAAGGCUCCAAGAUGCUGUCGCAGUAUCGUGAAUGGAACGAGUUCCUCAACAUCUUUGGUCACGAGGCCGGCCAGAAGCUCUUCCGCCGCCACAUGAAGAAGCUGCGCGACGAUCAUCUCAACAAGAAGCUGCUGCAGUAUCUGGACAAGUUUGCAUUGGCAUUGGAAUACCUGCUGCCGGACAUUGGUGCGCUCAAUAUCAGCGAUGACGAUGCGUGGGAAUGUGCCCGCAACUAUCUUCAAAAUCACAUUGAGUUCGAGCAGUACUUCUUCGAGUGCCCGCAGGCCUCAUGGACAGAGCUGGUGGACAUGGACGAGGCCGAGGAUGAGGCGCGCAUUCCGUUUGACGUGCUGGAGACAUCCGAGGCGGAGACAGUCUUCCGUAACUAUUUGAAUUCGGUGCAACAGGACAAGAAAAAGAUUGGAUGGAAGCAGCAGUUCAAGAUGCUUCUUGAGGAAUCGGGUUUCGUGACGCCCGGCAAGCAACUGUCCGAAGUUCGAGUCCUGUUCAUGGGUCGAGAGUGCUUCGAGGCUCUGUCGGAGCAUGACUGCCAGCAGAUCUAUGACAUCCAUCAAGAUGAGAUUAUUGAGAAGAGCAAACAGAACUUUGUAGAGCUGCUGCUUGAGCAUGCCCAGUACUUUCUGCAAUUCAAGAAUGUGGACAACAUCACGCAGGAGGAUGUGCGUCAGAUAACCGAAGUCAUUCAAGAGGAUUCGCGCUAUAAGAUGCUCGAUCGUUUGGAUCAAGAGCGGCGUCUUAUGCUCGUUCAGCACCUGCGCUUCAUCCACUGCCCCGUCCGCGAUCACUGUCCAUUCUUCUACAACUGCGUCGAUGGUUUGAUAGAGGAGGUUCUCUCUGAUAAAUCGACCAGCAACCACAAGACACCGAGUGUCGGUGGCGGCUGGAAGAGCUCAUCCUCUGGCAGCGGCACUGAUCGCACGCUCAAUCUAUUGAUUGUUGGCUCGGAGCAUCUGGCCAGCGAUCUGCUUAACGACAUACGCAUCUGCACUGGCAGCAAGGGCGAGUAUAUCUACGAGAACCAGACGUAUUAUCUCAAUUAUCGCAUUGCCAAUGGCGACAUGGAGGCCUUCAAGGCCAUCGAUGUGUAUUCAAGUGGUUUGAUCUGCGUCUACUCCAACCAGCAGUCUUUUGAGACGCUCAAGGAUAACCUGGAGCGUACGCUGCUUUGCAAUCUGGAGCUGGAGGAUAAAUUUGAGAACCUGCCAAUUGUGUUGGUCUAUCAGCCGCAGGAUCUCAAGGAGAACGAGGUGGAGUACCUGCGUAAUGAGGGCAUCCGCCUGUCGGAGAUGCUGCACUGUGACUUUAUCGAUCACACGCAGAAUCAUCAGAAGUACGUCUACGAUAUACUCAACAUUGUCAUCCUGUCGCUGAAGCUGACCGAGAUGAAAAGCUACGAACCGUAUCCCUCCAAUCACACAGACUUGCGCAUAUUGUGCUGUAUCUUCUGCGGCGAUCAGUAUGACAUUGAGAACAUUGUCCAGCCGCUGGUGGCAGAAUCGACGCUGGUCAAGGCCAGCGAGCAUUCCAUUAUUGUGGACGUUUUCAUUGGCGAUGCGAAGCGGCGAGUGGAGUUCAUACUGUCGUCAUAUCAUGGCACUAGCCAGUAUCGCGAUGAGCUAAUCCAUGGCUACAUUUACUUUUAUUCGGCCAAGCGCCGCUCAUCGCUGGCCAAUCUAAGCCUUUUGGCAGCGCAGAAUGCCAACAUUCCAUUGCAAAUAAUUGCAGUGACGGAAAGCGGGGGUGUUAAUGCGUUCUUCAACAGCGAUAUUUGCCAAUUUCUGAUCACCGAGGGCAAUGCGGUGGCCGAUCGCUUCAAGGGCAGCUUCAUGACCUUCUCGGCGGAUCAGUAUGUCAAGUUUGCCUUUUACAAUCCAUUCCUGAAGACCGCCUGGGAUAACAAGUAUGAGGUGGAGAAUUUGCAUGUGGAGGAGUCAAUUACAUUGGAUUCGGGUGAGGGAACGCUAGAGAACUCGGUUAACCAGAUGCCACGCCCGCCGCCGCGCCACGAAAGCUAUAUGCUAUCGAAUACUCUCGGAACGGAUGGUUCCGGCAGUGAGAAUUAUGAAAUGCUUCCUACACGAUCUCUCAACUCAUUAAAUGAAGAAAGAGAUAUAUCAUUAGAUGAAAUCUACGAUGACAACGAAAAGCCGAAGCAUCUGCAUCAAACGGAUGUUAGCGGGUCCAAGGAUUCACUGGCCACCCACGAUGCAGAGUGGCUGGAGGACAAGAGUGACGGACGACGCAACAUGAACAAGAACUCCAUAUGGAACAACUUUAGUGGCUCGACGCAUGCUUACACCACCGGCCGGCGGCACAUCGAUUCCAAUUUAAACAAGAUCCGGCCGAAGGGACCGAGCCAAACGUUAAAAGUGGGCGAGGCGCCAAGCCGCAAUUGCCCGGCGAUGAGCUCAUCAACUUUUACACUGCCCACCCAGCAGCCGGGCAAGCUCAAUAUGAAGAACUUCCAAUUGGUCAGCGAUGCGGUGGCCAAGAUGAACUUUACAGGCUCAGGAUCUGGCUCUGGAUCGGGCUCCGGCUCCGGUAGCACUGGCCUAGGCCUGGGUCUGGGCAGUGGCAGCAUGGUAGACUCGUAUCUGGGCGCCUGUGAGCCGGGCGAUGGCAAGGAUGGCAAGCGAUAUGAUCAUGCCCAGCUGGAUGGCGAGGAUGAGGACUCCGAGGAGCUGGCCGAGUACGAGCAGAUCUACGAGAACGAAGACUGCACCGAAUCAGACAGCUGUGCCAGUUCUACGGAGCGACGAGUGCGUCAACAGAAUGCCGCUUAUUACAACAAGGCCAGCAGCAAGAAGCCAGUGGCUGCCAAGAAACAAAAGAAAAAGAAGGUGGCCAUACCUGUGCAGACACCGCGUGUUCCUCCAUUUGGCUCCUAUGUGAGUCCACCGGAGAUUCCGCUACACUAUCAGCGGAUGGCCGUGGGCGGCGGUGGUCCAGGUGAGAGAAAGAAACCCGAUGGCGUAGGCGUGCCCGAGUUUUUGAAGAGCGACAAGUCGCCAGAGUACUCCAUGGUUCCAGAGCUGGCGGCAGCUGGAAUCUUUGGGGCUGAGAAUAUGCCCGAGUACAACAUGAAUGCCAAGUGCUUGAAGGAUUUUGAGAAGCUGGAAAAGCGACGCAUCAAGGAGGAGACGGCACGAUUGCGCAAGCUUCAGGAGAAGGAGAAGGAGCAGGAGAAGAAGCUCAAGCGUAAGCUCAAACAGAAUGCCAAGGGUCAGACCGAAUCGGCGGAGGCGCAAUUUGGCAAGCUGAUGAUUAGCUCCGACAAAGACGAGACUCCCAUUUUCCUUAACAAGUGCGUUGAGUUCAUCGAGAAGGAGGGUCUCGACUCCGAGGGCAUUUAUCGGGUGCCCGGUAGCAGGGCGCACGUCGAUAUGCUCUUCCAGCGCUUUGAAGAGGAUGCCAACACUGAGAUUGAUUCUCUGGACAUUCCCGUCAAUGCAGUGGCCACCGCUUUGAAGGAUUUCUUUUCGAAGCGACUGCCGCCGCUGUUCAGUAAGGAUAUCAUCAAGGAACUGGAAGAGAUUGCCGGUUCCCGUGGCGUUGGCAAUUCAAAGCUUAAUGUGGAGGUCAAAACCGAUCGGAGUUGCCGCUUGAUAGCUUUAAAAUCGCUGCUCCAGAAGCUGCCGCACAUUAACUUUGCCAUACUCAAAUAUAUAUUCCAGCAUUUUGUGCACGUCUCGGAUAACUCAAAGCUCAACAGCAUGGACAGCAAGAAUUUGGCCAUUUGCUGGUGGCCCACACUCAUACCCAUCGACUUCACCGAUAUGGGCCACUUUGAGCAGCUGCGUCCGUAUCUGGAGGACAUUGUGCAGACAAUGAUCGAUCAGUUUCCGUAUCUGUUCUGUGGCAAAGAUGCAUUUGUCAUGGUCUAGAAUUAGAAUGCCACCUGGAGCCAAAACGAGAUAGCUAGAUUCAAUGUGCAUGUGUGUGUGCCAGCAUUAGUGUGUGUGUGUAGGCGUGUGUGAGUGUCAUUGCCAAGUGUAGGUGCGAGUGUCCAUGAAUGCGUAAGUGGGGCGAAAAGAGAGGAUCAGCGAGGCGGGUCUCGUUAGCAAUAGAAUUGAGUAUUGAGUAAACAGUAACGAGUAAAGAGUAAGGAGUGACGAGUAAGGAGAGGAUUCAUUCAAGAGCUAGAAGCGAAAGCAACGUGUAGUGAGAGGAAGUGAAGGUAGCCCAUCGAUCGAUCGAUUCAUUCAAAUGAGGAUCAGCAGCCAGGCAUACAUAUAUACAUAUUAAUAUUUAAUAAUAGUACAUAGAUUUGGGAGUUAUGUGUGUGUGCGUGAGUAUCUGUGAACAACUUGGCUAAGUAGGGUAUUUAUUUUUUAUAUAAUUACUUACAUACAUAUGUAUAUCGCUUAUAUAUAAAUAUAUAUAUAUAUGUAUGGUAAAUGUCUGUGUGUGUCUGCGUCGGCGUCUGCGUGUACGAAUUACUUACGAUAUAUAAAUAUAUAUCUUCUAUAUACAUAAACACACACACAUAUAAUAUAUAUAUAUAUAUAUUUUGUAUCGAUGGCUUUGUUGUGUUUCCGUGAUAAAUGUAAACGCGUCAAGUAUUUAUAUUUUUUUUUGUGUGUCCUUGUCGUUGUUUUCAUUGAGUGAGACCUCCCCUCGCCGCAACCCGUGUCCCCGCUGCCAACCUCCGUCACCGCUCAGAGACUCGCGCCUCCAUUGAUUCAUCCAAAUAUAAAUCCCCACCAGAAACAACAACAAAAAGGAGCGGGGCCGGGUGGCGCCAACGACAACGCACAGAAAAAAAAACUAAAACAAGAAAUGAGAAAAACAAAACUAAAAAGAGUUGAAAGCGAGGGAGAUUAUCUAGGAUCAAGAAUGGUUAAAUAAAAUUUACUGUGUAUCUGUGUAUGUUAUAUAACUGUAACUGU